Bicyclus anynana (squinting bush brown) is the source of this 879-nucleotide messenger RNA. Its product is annotated as trypsin CFT-1-like. The transcript has 4 exons. Gene Ontology annotation, molecular function: serine-type endopeptidase activity. NCBI's taxonomy places the organism in Eukaryota, Metazoa, Arthropoda, Insecta, Lepidoptera, Nymphalidae. Bases 1 to 816 code for a protein of 271 amino acids. Gene Ontology annotation, biological process: proteolysis. The record is from RefSeq and is a predicted model, not a curated record.
AUGGCGAGACAACCGCAUCGUGGGCGGACCGCGGAAGCCCUGCGCCCAUCGAAAGCGUUGCCGCAGCGACGUGGCCGCAUCGUUGGUGGAUCCCCGACUACGAUCGAGAAGUAUCCCUUCAUGGCGAGCAUGCAAACCUCGUGGUGGCCAGGAUUUUACGGCCCAACCUGCGGUGGCUCGCUCAUUACUACGACCACCAUUUUAUCUGCUGCUCAUUGUUAUGACAUCAUUCCAUCUGUGCCAAAUUGGAGGGCGCUUCUCGGAUCUGCCAAAGCAUCGGUCGAUGGAUUCCGUCACCUGAUCUCACACGUGAUCCUCCACCCCAACUAUGUCCGUAACCUGUGGCUCAGCGACGUGGCUAUCGUCAGGUUGACAACCCCAGCGAAGCUAUCCGAUAAAAUUAAGGUGGCGCGAAUUGCUGGACCAAACUACCUCCUGCCAGAUAACUUACGCGUUUACGUCGCUGGAUGGGGAGCUACAUACGCUGGCGCCCAAGUCGGUUCAGAUCUGCUACUGCACACGUACGUGCAUAUAAUCAACCACGCCCUUUGCACUAAGCGCUACGAAGAACUCCGGAAACAGCCUGGUCGCGAAAAUAACGCCCAAGUGACACCUGCCAUGAUCUGCACCGGUAUCCUCGACGUCGGCGGUCAGGACGCUUGUCAGGGCGACUCAGGUGGACCCGUCGUGUACCAGGGCGAUAUAAUCGUCGGCGUCACAUCCUGGGGUGAAGGAUGCGCUCAUCCUCAUUUCCCGGGCGUCAGUGCUCGGGUUUCGGCCUACACUCCUUGGAUAGUUGACAAUGCGUUGGCGUAAAAACACGUUUGAUUUUUAACGUACCUAUUUAUAACUGUAUUACAAUAAAUUAACAUUUUUUUA